AUGGGUUCAUACUGCAAGAUAUCUCUAAGGCGAUCUUGGCACAAUGCAAAAAAACGAGACCUACCAACCUUUUGUGAUAUUAACGAAAUCGAUGACUACCUUACUGAAAAUCAAGUCUACGAGAAGCAUGGUUUAAAUGUUACCAAAGUUCGUGUCUUGCCAACUGAACUUGCUGUUCGUUUACAACUUCACGGAAUUGUCCUGUUCGAAAUAAAAGACUACAGUAUUUAUUUGUUGGACUAUAUUACGAUGUCUGAAAUCAACAGAUGGCACUUCAAGGCUAUCAGAAGUUUUGGUUUUAAUAAAGAUCGUCUAUAUAUUCUGACCGGAAGCCACUGCGUAGGUGGUCGUGGACUGCUUAUACUCGAGAGUGAAAAUUGUGCUGACAUAACAAACAGCAUGAUCUGUGUGGUGAAGAGCCUGGCGGGCGAGAGUGAGCCGCCGUCGGAGGUUACAGACAGCCCCCUGCCCAACGCAGUUCCCAAUUCAGCCAAAAAGUCAAUGCAGGACCUCAGCGCCAGUCUGCAGGACUUUUGUCGGGCCCACUGCUGCAGCCUGCCACCUCUGAAAAAUCGCACUGAGGGACAGACUGCUGAGACCGAUGAUCUGGGAAGUAACGACCAUCCAACUAGAAGCUCAGAAACAGCAAAUGUCAAUUCAGGAAAUGACGACGAUAACUUAAGCCUUGAUGAAUUUGGAGCGGCAAAUUCAGAGAUGAAUUCACUUGAAGUUGACCUAAAGCAGAGAUUUUCUCUUAGCGGAGAGGUCGAAGGAAAGGUAAGGAGCUCCGCGAAUGAAAAUUUUUGUCUUUCAAAGGAGGCAAAGAAGCUCACUCUCAAGACAUCGGUUUUAAGAAAGAGCCUCUCCGAGUUUUUCUCCCACGGUGCGACACGGGGAGAAGUUGUUAAAUCACCACUUCCUCCAAGUCCAACUUUAUUGAAGUGCGUCUCUAGCACAACGUAUACUGCAGAUUGCCUUCCACAUUCUCCAAAUGUCCUUUUAAAUGACCGCAAAUCACAUAGUUUGGUAGAUACGCAGAAGGUUCAAGGAAACGAUAAUGAACGCAUCUGUCUAAGUGAGCAGAAACACGCACGUAGAACAGAGUCCGCAAAAGCUGUUCAAUUAAUAAAAUGGAGAGAUCUGUCUGAAAAGGAGGACUACUGCUCCUCGGCGUCGAAACGAGUCCUGAUGGAGUCCCCGGAGCACGGCGGCGAAUCCGACUACCGCGGCAGUGACCUUGUCGUGGAGCAGCAGCUCUCGACCACCCAGGGCACGGAGUCACCUUCGAUGCAAGAAGAGGCGUCUCUACCGUCCUCGUCCAGCACCGCGAGAAAUCGCCAGUUGGAAGCGGCGCUACGACACGAUAUGAUUGCAUUUACUGCUUUCUGA
Molecule: messenger RNA, 1389 nt
Organism: Mesocestoides corti
Lineage: Eukaryota; Metazoa; Platyhelminthes; Cestoda; Cyclophyllidea; Mesocestoididae
Source: the annotation of a GenBank genome assembly